Phytophthora sojae is the source of this 180-nucleotide messenger RNA. RefSeq lists its product as hypothetical. The transcript has a single exon. The annotation marks the transcript as partial. The record is from RefSeq and is a predicted model, not a curated record. Lineage: Eukaryota; Oomycota; Peronosporomycetes; Peronosporales; Peronosporaceae.
AUUGAAGACCGGGCCAAAGCCCGGGAGGAGGAUCGGUCGAAGUAUAUCGAUCUGAAUUGGCUCCCUGCUACUUCGGUUGAGGUGGAACGCCUUUUCUCCACUAUGAAGUGCAUGCUCGGGUAUCUGCGCAAGCGGAUGAGCGCAGAAACACUGGAGACUAUUCUCUUCCUACGGAUGAAC